Molecule: messenger RNA, 1599 nt
Organism: Triticum aestivum (bread wheat)
Lineage: Eukaryota; Viridiplantae; Streptophyta; Magnoliopsida; Poales; Poaceae
Exons: 4
Coding region: 1-789 (262 amino acids)
Source: RefSeq, a predicted model, not a curated record
AUGGCGGAAGACGACGUCAGCGACUUCCAUUUGGUCCAAGCGAUAUCUGAGGAUGUCGAUUUCUUGGAGCAGGAUGAUCAGUUUGUCCUUGUCUCCGACCGUCCUUUCACCAUCAUCCAUCUUCUCUCCAGCUACACCAUCAACAUGCCAGAUUCUCAACUGCCCUUGAGCAGAUCGUCUGCGCAGCCGUCGCUCCUUUUUCGCAUUCUUCCCCAACUCCACCGGGUGCAGCCCCUGCCGCCGCUUCUUCUUCCUAGCCUAGCGUUGUCGCCCCGGUGCAGCCACAUCGCCCUCCACCCGCAGCGCAGCCAUCCCAUCCUCGGUUUCAGCCAGCCGGAUGGACCAUCGCCGGGAGAAGGUCGCAGCGACACCACCUGGUCCUCCUCGGUUCGCCGCAGCCCCAUCGGUUCCGCCUCUGUUCGCCGCGGCACCACGGCUCCUCCUCGAUUCGCCGCCAGCAGCAGCUCCUCCGCCCAGUCACCACCAGGUCAUUGGAAUGGCCCUGAUGAUACACAUCAACAAGAUGAUAGUAUUUCCAGAAACACUACAAAUCCAGCCGAUUUAUACACACUUGAUGAAUUCCUAGCUGAGGAGGAUAUGCUAGACUCCUUCGCUGAGGAGUUUGCUGUGGAGUUGAAGGGGACACUUGAAUCUCUUGAAGCAAGAUCACUUAGCAGGAGUGGUCCGAGGAUAUACAUCAAUAGGCCGCCCAUCAACAACUUGUACGAGAUUACUUCUCCCACAACCCUCUCCACCGUGCCAAAACAUUCCGGAGAAGAUUUAGGAUGAGACGACCUCUCUUUCUUCGCAUCGUCAAUGCGCUAGGCGAUUGGUCUCCACACUUCACCACAAGGAAAGAUGCCCUUAACCGUGAAGGGCUCUCUCCGCUUCAAAAAUGCACAGUGGCGAUACGUCAAUUGGCUUAUGGGUUAUGGCACACCUGCAGACAGUCUUGAUGAAUAUCUCAAGAUUAGCAAGACUACCGCAAUUGAUUGCUUGAAGAACUUCGUGCAACGAGUGAUUGAUACCUAUGACGUGGAAUAUUUACGAAGCCCCAACACUGAAGAUACAAAGUGCUUGCUUCGCAUUGGCGAAGGUUGUGGGUUUCCAGGCAUGUUAGGAAGCCUGGACUAUAUGCAUCGGCGUUGGAAAAAAUGUCCUAUUGCAUGGAAGGGCCAAUUUACUCGUGGUGAUAAAGGGUGGCCUAGUCUUAUUCUGGAGGCAGUUGCUUCGCAAGAUAGCUUGCAUCAUUCUUCAUAAUAUGGUAGCUUGCAUCAUUCUUCGUAAUAUGGUAGUCGAGGAUGAAAAAGAAGAGGCGGCUAAUAUUCUUGAUUUGAAUGAGGAGGCCAGUACAUCCAUUGUCCUACCAUCAGUAUUCACACAUGGCAACAUACCAGUAUUCGCCCAGGUGCUACAAAGAGACGCAAGAAUCCGAGAUCGCGUGACUCACAGAGCACUCAAAACUGAUUUGGUAGAGCAUAUUUGGAAAAAGUUUGGGCCAAAAUAGAUUAUGAUCAUCACUUACUUUAUGCCUUUAAUUAUAAUUUUAUAUAUUUUGAUGACAUCUUAUUGACACUUUAUGUAUGGACUCAAGUUAAA